Molecule: messenger RNA, 2145 nt
Organism: Colletotrichum truncatum
Lineage: Eukaryota; Fungi; Ascomycota; Sordariomycetes; Glomerellales; Glomerellaceae
Product: eukaryotic peptide chain release factor gtp-binding subunit
Biological process (GO): nuclear-transcribed mRNA catabolic process, deadenylation-dependent decay; translation; translational termination
Cellular component (GO): translation release factor complex
Molecular function (GO): GTP binding; translation release factor activity; GTPase activity
Source: RefSeq, a predicted model, not a curated record
AUGUCGAACCUCAACUCGUGGGAAGAUGAUCCUGCUGCCCAGGACGAUAACCUAUCGCGACAGGCCCAGCAGCAGCUUAACCUCAACCAACACAAUCCUCAAGCCGGUUCGUUCCGCCCUGGCGCUUCGUCUUUCCAGCCAGGCGCUUCGUCUUUCCAGCCCGGUCAGCAAUAUGGUGGCUACGCUCCUCAGUACCAGCAAUACUACAACCAGGGCUACGGUGGUGGCUUUCCCCAGUAUGGAGGCCAGCAAGGAGGCCAGCAAGGAUUUAACCAGUACGGACAAACUGGGUACGGAGGCUAUGGCCAGCAACAGGGCUUCCAGCAGCAAUACGGCCAAGGAUAUCCUCAAUAUGGCCAGCAGCAGCAACAACAACCCCAGGCUCAAACCCAGAAGCCUGCCCCUACCAUUGCCAAGCGUCCCGCCAACGCUCCUGCUUCCACUUCUGAUGCCCCCGCUCCUCAGCCAACAGUGAAGAAGGAGGGCGGUGCUAAGGUCCUGAGCAUCGGUGGUGACGCUCCCAAGCCCAAGGCCAAGGUGCUCUCUAUUGGUGCUACCGCUCCGGCUAAGGAGGAGAAGAAGGAAGAGGCGCCUAAAGAGGAGCCUAAGAAGGAGAUUAACGCAGCAGCUGAGGCCGGAGCCAAGGCUACAGCAACCAAGGCUAUUGAGAAGACGGGAGCUUCGACCACUAAGUCUGGCAAGACUUCUCCUUCUCCCUCGUCUGGUCGCUCUAGCCCUUCUGGCGGUGGCAACAAGGGUGUCGUUCGAGAGGCCGAUGCUGUGCAGAAGGAGCAGACCGCUGAUGUUGACGAAGAGACUCUCAAGGAAAUCUACGGCAAAGAGCACGUCAAUAUUAUCUUUAUUGGUCACGUCGAUGCUGGCAAAUCUACCCUGGGUGGCUCCAUUCUUUACGCUACUGGCAUGGUCGACGAGCGGACGAUGGACAAAUACAAACGCGAGGCCAAGGAGCUCGGCAACCCCACUUGGUACCUCUCAUGGGUUAUGGAUCUGACCAAGGAGGAGCGUUCCAAGGGCAAGACUGUCGAGGUUGGCAGAGGUUUCUUUGAGACGGAAAAGCGUCGCUACAGUAUCCUCGAUGCUCCGGGCCACAAGACUUACGUGCCCAACAUGAUUGGUGGUGCGUCUCAGGCCGAUGUCGGUAUUCUGGUCAUCUCCGCCCGUAAGGGUGAGUACGAGACCGGUUUCGAGCGAGGCGGCCAAACCAGAGAGCAUGCUAUGCUCGCCAAGACCCAGGGUGUCAACAAAUUGAUUGUGGCCAUCAACAAGAUGGACGAUCCUACUGUUGAGUGGUCGCACGAACGUUACAAGGAAUGCACAACCAAGCUGUCUCAGUUCCUCAAGGGCACUGGUUACAACUUGAAGACCGACGUCUUCUUCCUGCCCGUUGCCGCUCAGCAGUCCAUGAAUAUCAAGGAGAGGCUUCCGAAGGAAGUUGCUCCUUGGUGGGAGGGACCCUCUUUGCUCGAAUUCCUUGAUAACAUGAAGGCCCUCGAGCGUAAGGUCAACGCGCCUUUCAUGAUGGCAGUGGCCGGCAAGUACCGCGACCUGGGUACCAUGGUUGAGGGUAAGAUUGAAGCAGGUGUCAUCAAGAAGGGCAUGUCGCUCACCAUGAUGCCCAACAAGCAGAGCGUGGAUGUGUCGGCUGUCUAUGGCGAGACUGAGGAGGAAACCCAGGUUGCGCAAUGUGGUGACCAGGUCCGUAUCCGCCUCAGGGGUAUUGAAGAAGAAGACAUUCUGCCAGGAUUCGUCCUGUGCUCGCCUAAGCGUUUGGUACACAACGUCACGACAUUUGAGGCUCAGAUCCGUAUCCUAGAGCUCAAGAGCAUCCUGACUGCUGGAUUUAACUGCGUGCUGCACGUCCAUGCGGCCAUUGAAGAAGUGACCUUCGCCGCCCUGCUUCAUAAGCUGCAAAAGGGUACCAACAGAAAGAGCAAGCUGCCGCCAUCACACGCUAAGAAGGGCGACAGCAUCAUUGCUCGCAUGCAAGUCAUUGGUGGUGCUGGAUCAGUGUGCGUGGAGAGAUUCGAGGACUACCCGCAGAUGGGUCGGUUCACUCUGAGAGAUCAGGGACAAACCAUUGCCAUUGGCAAGAUUACCAAGCUAAUCACCGAUGAGACGUCUUAA